Messenger RNA from Solanum lycopersicum (tomato), 1062 nucleotides. Its product is annotated as ethylene-responsive transcription factor WIN1-like. Gene Ontology annotation, biological process: regulation of DNA-templated transcription. Gene Ontology annotation, molecular function: DNA binding; DNA-binding transcription factor activity. The record is from RefSeq and is a predicted model, not a curated record. Lineage: Eukaryota; Viridiplantae; Streptophyta; Magnoliopsida; Solanales; Solanaceae.
UUCAUUUAGCAACUUUUUUUUAAUUAUUAUUUAUUUAUAUCUCUUCUUCUUCUUUACUUCACCAAAAAUUCUUCAAUUAUAAUUAUCUUUUUAUUAAAAAAAAUGGUACAUUCAAAGAAGUUUAGAGGUGUGAGGCAACGCCAUUGGGGUUCUUGGGUUUCUGAAAUUAGACACCCUUUGUUGAAAAGAAGGGUAUGGUUAGGGACAUUUGAUACAGCAGAAGAAGCAGCAAGAGCAUAUGAUGAAGCAGCAAUAUUAAUGAGUGGAAGAAAUGCAAAAACUAAUUUUCCAAUAACACAAGAUUUGGAUAAUAAUAAUAAUAAUAAUAAUAAUAAUAAUAAUAAUAAUAAUAAUAAUAAAAAUGUAAAGGGUAAAGAUCAAGAAUCAUCAUCAUCAUCAUCAUUUUCAUCACCAAAAGCUUUAUCUGAAAUACUUCAUGCCAAGUUGAGGAAAUGUAGCAAGGUACCAUCACCAUCUCUCACUUGUUUAAGAUUGGAUAUUGAAAAUUCACACAUAGGAGUUUGGCAAAAACGUGCUGGCCCUUCUUCUGAUUCAAAAUGGGUAAUGACAGUUGAACUUCAAAAGAAAAAUAAUCCCAAAAAUAUUAAUGUUCAUGAAGGAGAAUUAAAUAAUAAUAAUAAUAAUAAUAAUAAUGAUAAUAAUAAUAAUUCCAAGAAUAGUUGUGGUGAAAUAACUAUUAGAAGUGAAAUGGAUGAAGAAGAAAGAAUUGCAUUGCAAAUGAUUGAAGAAUUGCUUCAAAGAUGAGAUAAAAAUAACAAAAUUUGUGAUGGUAAUUUCUAUUGCUAAAUAACAAAAAUCUGUCGAUGCUGAUCCAAUUUAACGAUGACUUAUCUAACGGUGGAUUAAUUUCGCAGCUCAUUUCGAUUUUUAUAAUAGAUAAUUUACAUUGUAUAAUGUUUGCUUAAUUUAUCAUGUAAUGUGUGAUUAAUUUUAUGUUAUUAGUUUGAUUUCUAAUAAUAAUUUGGGCUAGAAAAGUGCCUAUGUAAGUAGUAUUUUUAUUUAUAGAAAAAAAAAGUUACUAAAGACAAAGUAAAUUAACAA